CGAUCAUCAGUGUAGUAGCCGUGAACUCACCCUGCAACUCUUGCCAGCCAUGACACACCUUGUGGGAGUUGUGAACCGGGAUUCUAGCCAUCACACUCAGGGACUACGCUCUGCUCUUAAUUAUACUAGGAUUUUACUGGCCAGAACCUGAAAAUCGUGGACGCCGCGUUCGGCAUGAGGUGGCCCGCCCCGCUCCCAGCUGUGACGCUCAAUACCUAAAGUACGUCCACCAUGCUGGCAAUGGAACUCGUAGACGCCCGCAACCCGAUCGUCCAGUUCCCGGUCAGCCUUGACGCAGCCCAUCACUGCGCGGGGUCCUGGGUCACACACACCCCCCGCAAUGUUGUCGCUGGCCACGAGGCAAUAAAAUGUAUCAAAUUACAAUAACUAAGUGAAAGGAUUGCAAGAAAUCCAGGGAAUGAGGGUGUGUGAGCCGCCCCCGGCUGCCCCCUCUUUUCUUAUAAGUUCGGAGCUGGCGUGAAAUGGCAAUGUAGACAACAUCAAAUUUUAUACGCUUAGCCUGCAUUCGAGAGCCCGAGGCGCAUGUUAAAUUCUGAAAUUCAACCGUCGCGAUCGGGGUUGAUUUCGAUUCUGCCUAGCUGCCUAUAAAAUGGCGGUGCGUGCUGUGAUUAUUAUAGUGCAGUUUCCUACUGCCGCCGCGCAUUCUGGCGUAGCGCGCUAGCAUCGCCGCAACCGAGAGUCCCAGCGCUCCGCUGAGCAACGCGCCGCUGAAACAGGAGCUGAAAUCGAAUCGCAUAGUGCCCUGCACAAUGGCGGAGGAAGCGCCGAAAGAUAUUGAGAGUGGCGCGGCACCCAAGGCCGACGUGCCCGACAUCAAUUCCUUCCCAGGCGAUGACCUUGCGGCGAAGAUUGCUGCCGCUGCCGACAGUGCCCCGGUCGUCAUCUUUGGCAAGGUGCACUGCCCCUUCAGCAUUGAGGCGCGCCGCCUGUUUGCCCAGCUAGGUGUGCCGACGCUGGACUACGAUGUUGACGCCAUGCCCCAUGGCGGCGACGUGUGGGACGCCCUGAAGAAGAUGCACGCACCACAGAAAACCGUCCCGUACGUGUACGUCAACAAGGUGAUGGUGGGCGGCUGUGACGCGACCAAGCGCCUGCACUCGGACGGCGAGCUGGUCAAGAUUCUGCACGCCGCGGGCGUCAAGGUGGCGGUCGCCGCGGCCACUGACAUGGACGCCCGCCUGGGCCGCUCGGGUGUGCUUGAGUCUGGCUCCUCGGCUGGUGGCACGCUGUUCCACUUCCCCGAGGCCGUGGACAACCGCGUCGUGCGCCUGAACGGCUUCUGGUCGUUUGUGAUCUGCCUGCUGGUGGCAAUCUACUACAAGGAGCGCGGCGCGCACUGGGUCAUGGGCGGCCUCAUGGUGGAGUAUGUGGCCCGCUUCAUCGGUGGGAGCAACGCCUCAGCCCUGGGCGCGUUCUCGGCCCUAAUCACCUCGUUCGCUGAUGUGCUCUUCAUCCUGGGUGUCGCCAACUUCAAGCCCAAGUUUGCGGCCGGCCCGCCCAAGCAGUUUGCCGCGCUGUGCGGUGUCAUGUUCAGCACUCUGGCGUUCUUCUUCUACCUGAUGCACGUGCACGAGGAGAAGCUCAACAUCGUGGGCCUGUCCUUCACCUGCGCCCUUGGCGCCGCCGCACUCAUGGAGUCGGCCAUCGACUUCUGCCUGGGCUGCUGGAUGUUUGGCCUGAUGAUCAAGUUCGGGCUGGUCAAGGACUCCGUGUACCAGACCUUCAUCAACUCCAAGGUCGAGAUUGAGUACACUUGGGAGGACACACACAAGCGCCUGGAUGAGGGCGACCCCAAGCUGCUGGUGAAGCGGUUCAGCGAUGCGCACCCGCUGGUGGUGGACUACAAGUACAAGACUAAGACCGAUGACAUGACCAAGGAGGACUUCCACCCCGUCAAGCACGUCAAGCUGACCCACUUUGUGAUGCACCUGGGUAUCGUUGGCGUGGCGUGUGCCUGGAAGGCGGCCGACCCCACCAACGGCGGCAUUUCGGCUCCCGCCGCUGUCUACUACACCAUCUCGGUGUGGGCUGCCAUCUGGUACUUCAUUUGGGUUGUACUCUAUGUGUUCAAGAUCUUCUUGUACCCCAAGAAGGUUGCCAAGGAGCUUGCCCACAACGUCAACGGUAGCUGCCUGUCCCUGCCGUUUGUGAUUCUGGUGCUGUUCGCCUUCAUUGAGAAGGACCGCGACCCAGUCUUUGCUACGGUGCUGUUCUGGAUCGGCGCGCCCACCUCGCUGCUCCUGUCCAUCAUCUGGGUGGGCAGCUGGGUCGCGCUGAAGAAGGAGAUCGAGCACGUAAACGCCUCGUGGAUGCUCAUGCCCGUGGCCAACUUCGUGUCCGCCGCUGUUGGCCCUAUGCUGGACACACACUACCGCGACGCGAUGCAGUUCUGGUUCGCAUUCGCCAUCCUGAUGUGGGUGGCGCUGUUCACCAUCACUCUGUACAAGACCAUCGUGAUGCCCGAGUACGAUGACCGCGUGCGCCCGCUGAUUGCGGUGUGGGUGGCGGCACCCGCCAUCGGUGCCAUCGCCUACCUGGCCUGCUACGGCCCCAGCUGGAUCAUCGACAACCACGCCGUCAGCUACAUGCCCGGAAUGAAGGACGACUUCAUCUUCAUCAACAUGUACUGGAUGUCGGUGGUCCUGGCGCUGGUGCUGGGCGUGUGCCUGAUGCGCCCCUACCUGGGCCGCCUGCGCUUCGACAUGUCGUACUGGGCCUGCUCCUUCCCGCUGGCUGCCAUGAGCAUGUGCGCCACCGUCUACUACCUGAUCAAGCCCGGCAAUCUGUCCGAGGCCAUCGCCUACGCCUGCCUGUUCGCCUGCAGCUGGGUGACCUCCAUGCUGGCGCUGCAGACGCUGGGCGCCCUGGUGCGCCUCCAGGUGUUUGUGCCCGACUACAAGUGGGGCCCCAUGUCCUUCAUGCGCCUCACGCACGAGGCGCUGCGCGGUGUGCUGCCCAAGCUGCUGGACCUGGCCAAGGACGCGGGCAAUGCGGACAGCCGCGAGGCGCUGCGCUCGCUGUGGGUGGCCGUCAAGAUGGCGCACAUGGAGCACGGGCGCCACGAGGACACGGUCAUCUUCCCCGUCUACAAUGAAUUCUUCCCCCACAUCACCUCCGAGGCCGACCACCAGCACCACAACCUGGAUGCCGCUGUCGCCAAGAUCACCGACCUCAUCGCCUCCAACGCGCCCGCCUCCGAGCUCACGCCCGUCAUUGAGGCGUACGGCAAGGCCCUUGACGAGCACCUGCGCUGGGAGGAGGACCACCUGCAGACCAUGCCCCGCAAGUAUGUGCCUCUGGAGCUGAGCAAGCAGAUCGUGCGCAAGUGCUGGGCCGCCACCCACCCCGAGACCUGGCACAUCCUGCUGCCGCUGCUGGUGGAGUCCAUGCCCAUGCUGCACCAGCGCGUGCGCUUCAUCAAGACCCUGCUGUGGGCCAUGCCGGAGCGCUGCCACCACUUCGGCCUCAUCCUGUCCAAGGGCGUCAAUGCGGUGGAGUGGCGCCGCAUCAGCACCGAGCUGCCCGAGCUGGUGCCGCGCGGUGUCAACAUCCUGUGGGAGCGCUACUACUAAGCACUGUAAGCAGCAGCACCGUCACGAACAGGGACACAUACGUCAAUUCGAUACAGCUUCUGCCAUUCUUCUUCGGUUAUUGUUGUGUUUAUGCGCAUGCGCCUGCAUCCUGAUGUGCACGUGCACCUUGCGCCGGAGCCUGCGACGGGGCAGCGCAGAGUGGGUGGCAACGACGCGGGAAGGAAAGUAGCGGUGGCGGCGAGGGCUGCCGCUUACACAGAUAAGGCAAUAACGCCAAUCCCUUGUUCGUAUGCUCGAGUAAUAAGGUGUGAAGGAAUGGGCGACUGUGGGAGGAAGGCCUGACGGCGCGUAAGUCCCUACUCUAAGGGUAGCCCCAGCUCGUCAUAAAGUCCUUUUACGGCGUUCCUGCUAGAUUGGUAUCGAGCAUUCAGGUUCUCUGAACUCGUUUGGGUGUCGCCAGCAUUGCUUGGUGACUGCGCUUGACCCGCACGGCGAGAUGAGCUUUCGGCAAGUAAGACGGGUGCUGAACAGCGUGAGCAAUGAGGAAGGGGAACUUGUUUGUGUAUGCACGUGAUGGAACAUGGCAAGGGGCAGGAAAGCGUAGUCCCGAUGUGUGUGGCUCCCACCCGUGCCCACAUAAAUGCGUAGCAAGAAGGGACAAGGCAUUGGUGCGUCGUUCGCGCGCUGUUACUGUACCGACGGUAGCUGGCAGGUUGUGUCGAUGUUUUGCUGACGCACAUGUUUGUGUAUGCAGUACACAUAGACAGUAUUAAGGCCGGUUAGGCCUGGUGAUGCGCCACCACUGAAGCCCCGCCAGCUAAUCUGGGCUUGUUGUGCUCGUCGAUUACUUGGUUAUUGCCGUACUUCGGAUGUUACCGUACUGUUGUCCAUGCAGCUGUGAAAUAAUGCCAACGCAAUGUAGAUAAGGCUUACCCGUACAGUUGAGUCCAGUACGUGUGCGCGCUGUAAUUUAUCGACACG
Molecule: messenger RNA, 4535 nt
Organism: Chlamydomonas reinhardtii
Lineage: Eukaryota; Viridiplantae; Chlorophyta; Chlorophyceae; Chlamydomonadales; Chlamydomonadaceae
Exons: 22
Coding region: 771-3593 (940 amino acids)
Biological process (GO): transmembrane transport; cellular response to oxidative stress
Cellular component (GO): membrane; cytoplasm
Molecular function (GO): glutathione disulfide oxidoreductase activity
Source: RefSeq, a predicted model, not a curated record